Molecule: messenger RNA, 2151 nt
Organism: Westerdykella ornata
Lineage: Eukaryota; Fungi; Ascomycota; Dothideomycetes; Pleosporales; Sporormiaceae
Exons: 3
Coding region: 1-2151 (716 amino acids)
Biological process (GO): regulation of DNA-templated transcription
Cellular component (GO): nucleus
Molecular function (GO): zinc ion binding; transcription cis-regulatory region binding; DNA-binding transcription factor activity, RNA polymerase II-specific
Source: RefSeq, a predicted model, not a curated record
AUGGCUACUAAGCAGGCCGCAUGCCUGAACUGUAGGAAAAGCAAGAUCAAAUGCAAGCGGACUCCCGGAGCCAGCGUGUGUGAUAAAUGCGAAGCUUCUGGUACCGAGUGCAUCAUCCCAACCUUCCAUGUGGGAAGACAGAAGGGAGUCAAAAACAAACGCACCGGGCUGGAUAAAGCAAUAUAUCAAAUUGAGGAAGCGAUCAAGAAGUCCAGGACGGAUGGCUCCUCUAGUGAAGGCACGCUUACACAGUUGCAGCAGUUGCUCAACAAAGCUCGCGAUGGAUUGGGCCGAACCGGCAGUGGUGCAGCGGCUGCGGCAUCGGCUGCACCUAUCCAGUCCGAAAAAGAUAGUAUAGCUCAAACAGGAGACGAACUACUCAGUUUGGAUGAUGCCGAGAAUCCUCUUCAGCUCCUUGCUCGGGCGUCAGAUCUCCGUCACACUGUCCCUCAACAAGCAUCUGCAAUUGCCACGCCAUCCAGUGUAGCCUUUCCAGCCGAGAGAGGGGAUUCAAUGGACAUUCAUCACUUUUUCCAACCCAUCAAAGCACGGCUGGAUCAAGGGCCUGACUUGGACCCUAUUGAUGUCGGCCUCUUGAGCCUAGAGGAGGCCGGAAUGCUAAUCUCUUACUUUCAUGAUCAACUGGCACAUACACGAUGGGGUCUCGACCCGGUCGUCCACACGGUUGACUUCAUCCGGAGACAGUCGGCGUUCCUAUUCACCUCCUUGUUGCUAGCUUCCGCUAGGUUCAUGCCCUCGGCUUCCGCGCUGGCGAAGAGGCUAUUGUUGCAUCGGAAGUUCCUCCUGCAGCAGGUGAUUGCGAGGAGAUUCCGCUCUGUAGAGAUUGUCCUCGCGUUCAUGGUGAAUGUACCAUGGAUGCAUCCUCUUGAUCACGCAGCCGACGACGAUACCGGCAUCUUCAUCUCCCUGGCCUUGAGCAUAGCAUUGGAUCUUUCUCUCAACAAGAUUAUAACCCCGUCGACGUCGGUUGGUCAAGACGUUUUGAUAACAGUGCAGAAGUCGGACUGCCUGGAAGCGAAGAGAGCCUUGGCAAUGGAUGGCUUUGAUGGCGUCGACGAGAAUUCGGAAUGGGGUCAACGGCUACUACGACGCCGCGAAAGAGCAUGGUUAUCCUUGUUCGUGCUUGAAAGAGGCGUAUGUCUUGCUCGCGGUCGCAGCUAUUGCCUCCCGAUCACAGCUCUCGUCAAAAACUGUGACGGAUGGCAUAACAAUGGUUUCUCGGAUGUUCAUGACGCUUCAUUGAUAUCGAUGGCCGUCCUCCGCCGUGACCUGGAUGGUCUACUUUCGGCUAUUCGGACGAGAUGCGACAACUACAGAGUUGUGGAUGUGGGCACAAAAGUUGCCGAAGAGAUCGAGACCAUGAUUCAAGGCUUCUUUGACCGCUGGCUUGCAAAGUGGACUUCCGCACUCGCACAAGGAGUACAGAGGUCACUUCCGCCAUAUGUCGAGAUACUCAUCACGCAUACGCGGCUUUCCACGUACAGUAGCGUCAUCAAUCACCCCACAGCGCCUCUCGAAGUUAAACGUCAAUUCAGAGCCUCCACUUUGUCAUCGGCGCUCAACGUCAUGCGGGCUGCAGUCCAAGGCGAACGAUCCCUAACCUCCAUGCCCAACAACACCGUCAUCAUGAUUUGUUUUGCGGCGUGCGUCGCGUUGAACCUUAGCCGCACAGGUGGACGGACGGGACACAAUCUUACACCAAGCAUCAGGAAUCUGAUCGGAGAGACGGCUGCGGUAUUGGAGCGGAUUGGAGCUGUCCCAAGCCAUCGAAACGGUGCUUCUGUCGUAUACGGACGGUAUCUACGGGAGCUCCUGAGACAAGCUUCUGGCCACGAAGCAGAAUUGGAUCCUACCUUGGUUCGCUUGGGCGAUCGAAUUGCAGUGGAUAUACACUCCUCGAGCACUGCAACCCUCAAGAGAUCGAUACCCACGUUCGACGAGGCGUCGCAUUCCGGAGCUACUCAGUAUAAUUCACCUUUCCAGUUCUCCACAAUGUCAAGCAACGAGGUCAACGAGACCAUUAUGAGUGCAGGGAACUUUGAUACCCAGCUCUUCGACAUGUCUGCUAUCGACGCCAGUGCUUUCAGUUGGAUGGACUGGAUGGAUCCGGCUGAAUUCGGCCAUUGGUGA